AUGGAGCUCAAUCAACUUCCUCUUGUGUUCUUGCUGAUUUCAAACAUCUACUCUCAACAUACUGAAGAAACACCAAAACCCACAGUGACCAUCAAACCUGCUCAACAUGUAUUCAGAGGAGAGAGAGUCACUCUCAGAUGUGACAUAUAUGCUGAAGGAGUCUCUAGCUGGCAGUACAGCUGGCAUAAAGAUGUUUUAGGCAAUGUUUUCAGUGAUCAACAGGAACACACAUUCAGUUCUGUUACUGAGUCUGACGCAGGUAAAUACUCCUGUUAUGGAGUAGAGAGAGAAGGACCACGAACAUCACACCUAAGUGAUGAAGUUACACUGACAGUAUCAGGUGAGUUUGAUCAUCUCUUCACAUACACACACAAGUUUAUCAUGUUAUUAAUGAGUGAUUUCUCAGCUUCAGAUCCCAGAGCAGUUUUAAGUGUUUCUCCACAGACGUGGUUGACUGAAGGAGAUCCAGUGACUCUGAUCUGUGAGGUUAGCGGCUCCUCUACAGGCUGGACAUUCAGCUGGUUCACUGAUACUGGUUCAUCAGACAGAUAUCGUUAUGAUCUGCUCUCAGACAGCAGCAGAGGAGCUGGAGGAAACUACACUGUCAGUUCUGCUGCUCUAAAACACACAGGAGUUUAUGUGUGUGGAGCAGAGAGAGGAGAACCAGCCUAUUACACAACCAUCAGCAACACACAGUUAAUAUGGGUCACUGGUGUUUCUCCUCCAGUCUCUCUGAUCGUCAGACCCAACAGAACUCAACACUUCAGAUCUGACUCUCUCUCUCUGAGCUGUGAGGACCAGAGUAACUCUACUGGAUGGACAGUGAGAAUAUACAGAGACAGCUGGGGGCUGGAAGAUUGUUCAUCAUUACGUCGAGGAUCACAAACAGAAUCUACAUGUACAAUCAGAGACACCAGCACAGAGGACACUGGAGUGUACUGGUGUGAGUCUGAAUCUGGAGAGAAAUAUCAUCCUGUUAAUAUCACUGUACACUCUGGUGUGAUUCUGGAGAGUCCUGUUCAUCCUGUGAUUGAAGGAGAAACUCUGACUCUACGCUGUUUAGAUCGACACACAACUCCACCAAACCUCAGAGCUGAUUUCUAUAAAGAUGGGUCACUCAUCCAGAGUCAAACUACAGAGAUGAUCAUCUCUACUGUCUCAAAGUCACACGAGGGUUUCUACUCCUGCAAACACCGAGAGAGAGAGUCACCCAAGAGCUGGAUCUCAGUCACAGCGUCUCAUUCAGGAUCUCAGAUCUCUGUCCUCCACACACUCAGUUCUGUUCUGGCAGUUUCUCCAUAUCUGCUAGUGACAGUCGUGCUGAUUUUCAAAUGCUGCAGGAUGAGAGCUGCAUCUGUUGAAGAGCAAGAAACUGCAAUCUGAUCUUAAUCUGUAUUGAUGGUGAGAGAACUUCAUCCUGGAUUCUCUCAGUAUCUCAGUUCAGACUGAACAUGAUUACUUACUGUAAAAGUCAUGUUUUGGGAGAGACUCCAUUUGGCGUCUAACAGUUGAAAUCAUAAUAAUAAUAAUAAUAAAGGCUGUUGUAUACAUAGUUAAUUUUUUCUGCUUUAUCAUCAUAAUUAGGGGUGUGCGAUAUUGUUAAAAAAAAAAAGGUUAUAUCUCUAUUUGCUGGGUGAGUGAGUUGUGUAUACAAGGUGUCGUAUUGGACAUACUAGAUUAACUCAUGAACAUUUAUUGAUUGACGAAGAAGCACCCAAAUGUCAAUACUGCAGGACCCACUUGACGGUGAAACAUGUGCUUUUGGUCUGUGCACAAUAUUUAAUGUCAUGAGACGAAGGUUAUUAUCAGGACAAACUCUAAAGGACUUGUUUUAGAAGAUGGACCCAGAAAAACUUUUACAAUUUCUUUCAAAAGUAAAUUUAAAGGAUCUUUUAUAGAAUUGUAUGUACAAAACAUGCAUUGUUUUUUGUAUGUUGUAUUGUGUACUAUUGUAUUGUCAUGUGUUUGUCAUGAAACAGCCUGUGAAACUGAUGGCAAUAAACUUAAAUCAAGUCAA
This is a messenger RNA of Onychostoma macrolepis, 2017 nucleotides long. Its product is annotated as Fc receptor-like protein 5. Gene Ontology annotation, biological process: cell surface receptor signaling pathway. Gene Ontology annotation, molecular function: transmembrane signaling receptor activity. The transcript is spliced from 8 exons. The record is from RefSeq and is a predicted model, not a curated record. The coding region runs from base 1 to 1383 and encodes 460 amino acids. Lineage: Eukaryota; Metazoa; Chordata; Actinopteri; Cypriniformes; Cyprinidae.